UUUGCUGCUAUGAUGGGUCUAUCAGUAGGCUCUGAUAUCGAGAAGAAAAUCAAAGUAGCGAAGUGUUUGAUAGAAAAUGGCUCUAAGACAGAUCUGAAGAAUGUGAACGACAAAACGCCUUUAGAGUGUUGUACAGAUGAAAACAUGAAACGGAGUUUGUCUGAGUUUAUAAAACAAAGACACGGAGGAAAGUCAACUGGAUCUUCUGACAGUGGAACGACAAGAACUGUUCCUAAUUUUGCAGAGUUACCAUGUAGACGAUGUUUAGGAAAUCCAGCCUGUAUUACCCUUGUACCGUGUGGUCACAAGUGUCUAUGUCGAGAUUGUGCCCUCAAAGCUAAUAGAUGCCCAGUUUGUGAACAGUUCAUAUUCCGUAGAGUCGCAACUGGUGUGUACACUGUGUUUCCACAAUUUACAUUGUCAACAUCAAUUUAUAUGUAUGUUUCUCGGGUGUAA
Lottia gigantea (owl limpet) is the source of this 456-nucleotide messenger RNA. RefSeq lists its product as hypothetical. The annotation marks the transcript as partial. NCBI's taxonomy places the organism in Eukaryota, Metazoa, Mollusca, Gastropoda, Lottiidae. The transcript has 3 exons. The record is from RefSeq and is a predicted model, not a curated record.